AUGGGCAAUACUCCCUCCUCGGAAAGGCUCCGAAAGGCCCCUCACAAGUUGUCCAAGCCGAGACCGCCCAGCCUGGCGUUUGACUUGGCAGAGGAUCUGUCGAGGGAGAGCGAGGGCCUGUCUUCGCCCGCCAGCACUCGAUACUGCCAUAGUUACCUGGCCGGCUCACGCCGCACCACGUCAUAUCAACACUUGCCGUCUCCAUCGCACGACGGCCAUUCUCUGUACCGCCAACCUUCUGUCGCAAGCAUCUCUCCCUCGGCCCCCUGCGAGCCUUGGCGACAGCCCGAGCCCUUCGACACCGUCGUCUGGUGCCAGCUGCACGCCCCGGCCCUUGGGCCGUCCAUCCCCGAUGUCGCCGGCUCCGACAUGAGAGGUCGCCUCAUCAGGACCAGGUCCGUCGUCUACCCAAGCGGCUGCGCUAUGCAGUCGCUGACUCGGGCGUACAGCUUUCAUAGCAAUGCUUAUUCACCAUGCAACCCGCAUGUCCGUGACCGUCGGCGGUACUCUACCAUGGACUCGGUCCGCAGUCCAGAUGGCUACGGUGGACCGCUGGAGAUGGACUUCCCGCUUCCUCACGUGGACGACACCUUUGGCGUCUUUGCUCAAGCUACCGACUCCAACAGCCCCCCUAGCCUCCAAGAGCGUGCCAAAUCGACGUCGUACGUUCCCAUGCGCCGUCGGUCCAUCUAUCAGACUCCCGGAGUCGCCACUCGAGCCGCCAGAGACUAUCCGCCCUUGCCGACCAAGCCUGUUAUCCAAAUCAGUCACCUGACCCCCGCGGUCCACACAUCCGGCGGCUCAUCCAUCUACUCCGACGACCCUGCUUCUCCAAUUUCUUCCAACGGACCUGGGUUGCAGGAGCGAUCCGUGACACCCUGCGACGCUAACUACAGACAGCUGGGGGGCAUCGAGUUUGGUACCUUGCGCAUCACCAACGGCUCUCCUAUCCCGAGUCAUGCCGCCCACAGCGACGAUUGGAACGAACAACUUACGCCACCGCCAGUCAACUCUUCCACGCAGGCCUCUUUCGUAAUAGAGGAGUCCGCAUGGCCGCUGGGGGACAUGGUUGUCGCGAACCCCGACCCAGGGGUCGAGGCGGGACCCAAGUUUCACCUUGGUCAGACGUCACCCAGCCAUACUAGUCCCAACCAAAACACGCCUCGCAAGGGUCACAAUUCUUGGUUACUGGACAAGGACCGGAAACAGGUGGCCGACACGACGCCUUCUCCACCGACCAGCCCUCGGCCAAAUGAAGAAAUAACUUGGAGCAAGGGCCCCAGCGACGCCGAGUUUAUAUCACCCGAAGCCCUGGACGUCCGAACUGAAAUUGCCGCCAACUCUCAACCCAAUGAUAACGAAUCUCCUCGGCCCUCUAGCAAAAGCCAGCACGGUUCCGUCGGGUCUGAUAGCGGCUUCGUUUCGUCCUCGACCUCCUCAAGACAAAGCUCGCAGAGAACCCUGUCCAAAGCAGAUAGCGGAUACAGCUCCAAUUUCUCACUUCGGUCCAUGCGCAGCAAUUCUUCCAAGUCACGCCGAGACGCUGAGAAAGCUAAGCGUGCAUCUGAGCCCGCGCCACCAAAGGACCAAGCACGGCAGCAGUUCCUUGCGGAGGACGAGGAUCCAUAUCACUUGACCAACCACCAGUCGAUGCCGUUGCCCCGGAACGCGUUUGCACUGAUCUCGCGGAUCAACUAG
This is a messenger RNA of Hirsutella rhossiliensis, 1698 nucleotides long. RefSeq lists its product as uncharacterized. The coding region runs from base 1 to 1698 and encodes 565 amino acids. NCBI's taxonomy places the organism in Eukaryota, Fungi, Ascomycota, Sordariomycetes, Hypocreales, Ophiocordycipitaceae. The record is from RefSeq and is a predicted model, not a curated record. The transcript is spliced from 3 exons.